UGAAGGACCUGCGUACACCAUGACUUUGUACCACAAAUAUCCUGAAAACGCGCGGCUUCCCUCCGACAUGCAUGGCUCGGAACAAGACCGGAGAGACUUAACGGAGGGUCUCCAGGGUGGAACGUCCCCGGUGAAGCCCCCGUACUCUUACAUCGCCCUCAUCACCAUGGCGAUCUUGCAGAGUCCCCAAAAGAGACUCUCCCUCAGUCAGAUCUGUGACUACAUCAGCCAGACCUUCGCCUACUAUCAGGACAAGUUUCCUGCGUGGCAGAACUCAAUCCGACACAACUUGUCUCUCAACGACUGUUUCGUCAAAGUCCCGCGGGACCCCGGCGUCCCCGGUAAAGGGAACUUUUGGACUCUGGACCCCAUGUCAGCGAGUAUGUUUGCAAACGGGAGCUUUCUUCGGCGGAGGAAACGCUUCAAGAGGCAACAGUCGCCCUGGAGGACCGUGGAGGCAAGAGGAGCUCCUCAGCCGGGACAUGAGUUGUACCAGCUGAGCCCUAAAGAUCCUUUCAGCAGCCUGGUUCCUCUAAACCCAGAAACAGGGAGAACUUUCAUUCCUGCUCCGUCCUCAGUCUUGUCUUUGGACCAAGCCUCUGUCUUGACCUACACAUUCUCUCUACACAGAAUGGCACCCAGUUUACCUCUUUACUACAGUAUGGCUGACCCUGAACACACCUUGACUGACUAAAGCAAACAUUUCACAUAUAACAGUGUAUAUUAGUGU
Nerophis ophidion (straightnose pipefish) is the source of this 730-nucleotide messenger RNA. RefSeq names its product forkhead box protein D1-like. Gene Ontology annotation, biological process: regulation of transcription by RNA polymerase II; cell differentiation; anatomical structure morphogenesis. Bases 20 to 694 code for a protein of 224 amino acids. Gene Ontology annotation, molecular function: DNA-binding transcription factor activity, RNA polymerase II-specific; RNA polymerase II cis-regulatory region sequence-specific DNA binding. Lineage: Eukaryota; Metazoa; Chordata; Actinopteri; Syngnathiformes; Syngnathidae. The record is from RefSeq and is a predicted model, not a curated record. The transcript has a single exon.